GGACUCAUAAGGACAGAGGAGAAAUAAGGGUGCACGAGAAUUUGGAGGAACUUAGCAUUGGCUUGGUAGAUUAUAUAGCUGAGAUAUCAGAAGCAUCGAUUCUAGAACAUGGUGCUUUCUGCAUUGUUUUAUCAGGAGGCUCUCUCAUUAGCUUGAUGGGGUAACUACAAGUUUUACUAAAAUGUUUUUAAGCUUUGUUAGGAUCCCAUUUUCAGUCUCCUUCAUCGCUUUCCUAAUGGGUUUAUUCAACAGAAAAUUGAUCGAGCCGCCUUACAACAAGAUUGUAGAUUGGGCUAAAUGGUAUGUCUUUUGGGCGGAAGAGCGUGCGGUAGCUAAGACCCAUGAUGAUAGCAAUUACAAGCUCGCCAAGGAUAAUCUCCUCUCUAAGGUCAGAUGUGUUUAGAUUGGGUUUUUGAUAGCUCAAUGGAUAGAAGAAUCUUGACGGCGCUAUCUGGUUUUCUUGAAUGUCGAUUUUUUUGCUAAUAGUAUUUGCUUGUUUUAGAAGAAAACAAGUUGAGGAUGGAGAAACUAAUCCAAUCAGUCUUCGUCAACGCAGCUUUGUGUGUUGUUUGUCUUGUAAUAAUGUUGACUCUUGUUCUGAAAGUGGCUCUACUUUUUCAGGUUAAUGUGUUUCCGAGGCAUAUAUGUUCCAUUAACGACAGAAUAUCAGUCGACAAAGCUGCGACAGAGUGGUUCACCAUCAGACAGAUGGUGAGAAAACGAACUGUGACUCCGUCUGAGAACAGUGACUGUCCCAGGUUUGAUCUGAUCUUACUAGGGAUGGGCUCGGAUGGGCAAGUAGCCUCGCUCUUCCCGAACCACCGAGCACUCGAGGUGAAAGACGAUUGGGUUACAUACCUAACCAACUCACCUAAACCGCCGCCAGAGAGAAUCACAUUUACUUUGCCGGUCAUUAACUCAGUUACUUUGCCGGUCAUUAACUCAGCUGCUAACGUGGCUAUAGUGGCAACCGGCGCAUCCAAAGCCAAUGCUAUCCACUUGGCAAUCGAUGACUUGCCAUUACAAGACGGCUCUUUGUCUCUGCCUGCACGUCUGGUCCAGCCGAGCAACGGGAAUCUGGUGUGGUUUAUGGAUAAACCAGCAGGGUCCAAACUUGAUGGGUUUAAAAUUUCUGAGUAAAAUUUAGAUUAAUCUACUUUGUUUCAGAAGCAAAUGGUUCUUUACAUCAGUAAUGACCCUUUCUGUAUGAAGAGCAUUCGGUUUAGAAACAUGGAAUAUCUUUUUUUUUUAAUAACUAUUCUAUUCAUGCAA
Raphanus sativus (radish) is the source of this 1272-nucleotide messenger RNA. RefSeq names its product probable 6-phosphogluconolactonase 1. The record is from RefSeq and is a predicted model, not a curated record. Gene Ontology annotation, biological process: carbohydrate metabolic process. NCBI's taxonomy places the organism in Eukaryota, Viridiplantae, Streptophyta, Magnoliopsida, Brassicales, Brassicaceae.